This is a messenger RNA of Mobula hypostoma (lesser devil ray), 1293 nucleotides long. RefSeq lists its product as uncharacterized. NCBI's taxonomy places the organism in Eukaryota, Metazoa, Chordata, Chondrichthyes, Myliobatiformes, Myliobatidae. The record is from RefSeq and is a predicted model, not a curated record. Bases 191 to 913 code for a protein of 240 amino acids. The transcript is spliced from 2 exons.
AGCGGGUUUGCAUUGGGCAGGUCUCUAGGCUCGGACCGGGGGACCAAAGCUGAGGCAUUUGCAGGUGGCUUGGCGGUUGACUGAAGUUGACAGCUGCCGCUGACGGCACUCAGGGAGUGGAGGGCAAGUGUUUUUUUUCUGUUGCAUCCUUAAUCAGUAAAUAUUCCAAUACCUUUCCAGCCAGUAAGAUAUGACAAUGCUCUCAAAUUUAUGCAAGGCCUUUCAAAAUUUUUGCUGCGAAGAUUGCAUGGAAGAUGAUAGUCUUACGCAACAAUCAAAUCAUAGAUUACACCACAGAGGGAAUGAUAGUGAAAAAGAAGUCCGUUUCACGAACAGUUCCUUUGAGAGGAAGAAUCUGCACUUGAGAAAAGAGAAAGCAAGGAAAGGGCAGACAAAAGAAACAGAUAAUUCAAAGGUUAAGAAGGCCACAAGACACCAAGCAGGAAAGCUGCCUCCAGCACGCCGAGGCAGACAGCACAGUAAAGAAAACCUGAAUGUUAAAAAGGGCACUGCAAGCAGACAGCACAGCAAGGAGAGUGUAAAUAGUAGAGGGAACAGUUCACAACGCAGGGGCCAAGGAAACCAAUCACCCAGCGGAGAGAGCACUCAGAGCAAAAGAUAUUCUGAAGACAACAGAGCGAGUCGACGGCCCAGCGAAGAGAGUCUGAAAGUCAGAAAAAAUACGGCAGCUAAGAGAGGUAAAAUCAGCAGACAGCAUAACAGAGAAGAGUUGCAUGGCAGAAGAGGCUCAGCAGCACACAAAGGAAAUAGAAGCAAUCCAUCUAACAACAAGAAGCUGAGGGAUCAAAAAAACACAGCAGCGUCCAGAAAGAGUGCAAGCAGACAACAUAGCAAAGAAAAGAUAAAUAGCAAGAAAAUGACUUCUGGGCACACAAGGAAAGCAAGCAAAUAGCACAGUAUAAAGUGAAAAAGAGAAAAAUGGUCAUUGCAGUAGAGAGAGUCUUCGACCAGGUGGCAUGGCAGAGAGAGACUUGAGAAGGAAAGAUGCAGUAGCCAGGGAGAAUGCAAUCACCCGAGUAAACAGUGGUUGUGGGGAAAAGGGCACUACACCAAGAGGGCAGCCCCACAAAGGGAAAUUAAACAAGUUUGCAAAGGGAGACUAAGCAGAAGCCUGGUUCAGAGCAAUCAGAUGAGAGGAAGCAAGUGAAGUGCACAGACAGAACCACAAAGACUUAAAACAAAACUACUGGAGCAUUGAAUCUGCAAGGAAAACACAUUUGCAGAAAGACAAAAAUAUAAAUGACGAAAUAAUAUCUGUGAGUUAAAAUAAUA